GGGUCUUAUGGGAUUAUUCUAUUUUAUUGAAAGUGAGGCAUUAAUAGAAUCCAUGGGCAUCGAACUUCCAACAGAUAUGGAAGAGAAAGAAUAUAAGGAUCUGGUAACAGAACGUUAUACUCAGAGCGCCCUUAAUUGCUGGUUUGCUGGUGGUUUAUAUGUGUUGCUUCUCGCCUUGUCACUUUGCCAAUUUUUUACCAAUCGCGCAAUAAAAUCUCACGAGAAAGCAAAAGAAGAAGAGAUGAAGAAACUAAAGCGACAAGGAAAAGAAACAAAAGAAGAGAGUAGGAAAAGAAAACAUAAAGACAAAAAAACAGUGAAUCAAGGUUGGGGAGACGAAGGUAACCAGAGAAAUAAAGGAUGGUAG
This is a messenger RNA of Gryllus bimaculatus (two-spotted cricket), 367 nucleotides long. The record is from the annotation of a GenBank genome assembly. Lineage: Eukaryota; Metazoa; Arthropoda; Insecta; Orthoptera; Gryllidae.